Messenger RNA from Coregonus clupeaformis (lake whitefish), 1081 nucleotides. RefSeq names its product transmembrane protein 182-like. Gene Ontology annotation, cellular component: membrane. The coding region runs from base 88 to 852 and encodes 254 amino acids. The record is from RefSeq and is a predicted model, not a curated record. The transcript has 3 exons. Lineage: Eukaryota; Metazoa; Chordata; Actinopteri; Salmoniformes; Salmonidae.
GACAGACAGACAGACAGACAGACAGACAGACAGACAGACAGACAGACAGACAGACAGACAGACAGACAGACAGGCCUCACUAGUGGCAUGUCUCCUGCUGAGAGGUUGAGUGUGCUCCUCUUCCUAGCUGGGUUCUUCGGGGGCUUGGGGGCCCUGUCCCUGAUGCUCUCCUUUGGGACAGACUACUGGCUGCUGGCUUUGGAGACCUGUGGCCCUGGGGGGGCCUCAGAGGCCUGGGAGGCUGGGGCCUUCAGACCUGAGAAGGAGGAGAUGGAGGAUCAGGACACUGUGACAUUCUUCCACCAGGGCCUCUUCUGGAGGUGCUCCUUCAGGGGGAGGAGAGAGGAGGACACGGUGUGGCACUUCUGGAUCACCAAUCAACCACACCAAAAGACCUGUGUGCCCACCUACCUAUUCCCAUUUUCUGCUUCUGAGCCAACCACGGAUUACCAGGCACCAGACGCUGCAGUUUACAGGGCCUUCUGGAGCGUCUUCCUUCUAGUGGGUGUGGUCAAUGUUAUGAUUGGUGGGUUUGUCAUCAUCUGUGCCUCUCCAUUGGCCAGCCACAGGCUCUACAAAGUAGGCGGGGCACUCUUGCUCACUGGAGGCCUAUGUCUCCUAGUUGUAGUAAUUAUGUAUGUAGUCUGGACCCAAGUACUGGACUCUCUGGAGGGCUAUGCUGCCCAGCGACAACACUCCUCUCAAUGUCCAACAGUCUACCACCUCAGCGUCCACUACGGCCUCUCCUUCCUGUUUGCUCCCGUCUCCGUCUUCUUAUUCCUGCUGGCUGCACUGCUCUUCAUCCUGAUUGGACGAACAGUGCAGACGUGCCAUCACAAAGUGCCAGUGUAGUGACAGAGGGGGAAACAGCCAGAGAGGAAGUUGGGAAUUAAACCAUACGGUGACUCCUGUGCCAUAAAGGCCCAGACCUCUAUGUUCAGUCUAUAACAAGAGCCAGUAGUGACUGAUACUGUGGUCAACUCUCAUGGGACUCACAGAGUAAUACAUAUGUACUAUAUUAAAUACAUUUGGAAUAAUCAACUGUGAUUAACUUUGAAUAAAAAAGCAUCAGUCGCUCUCA